Molecule: messenger RNA, 2407 nt
Organism: Cyprinodon variegatus (sheepshead minnow)
Lineage: Eukaryota; Metazoa; Chordata; Actinopteri; Cyprinodontiformes; Cyprinodontidae
Gene: arfgap2
Product: ADP ribosylation factor GTPase activating protein 2
Exons: 16
Coding region: 42-1559 (505 amino acids)
Biological process (GO): COPI coating of Golgi vesicle
Molecular function (GO): GTPase activator activity
Source: RefSeq, a predicted model, not a curated record
UUAACUGACGUCAGCAGACGGUAACGUCAAACGGUGGAAAGAUGGCUACGGAACCAAACAAGACCGAAAUCCUGACGAUUUUCAAAAGAUUAAGAUCAAUUCCUACCAAUAAGGCUUGUUUCGACUGUGCUGCCAAAAACCCAAGCUGGGCUAGCAUCUCCUAUGGCGUUUUCCUGUGCAUCGACUGCUCUGGCAUCCAUCGUUCACUGGGAGUUCAUCUCAGCUUCAUCAGAUCCACAGAGUUAGACUCCAACUGGAGCUGGUUUCAGCUCAGAUGUAUGCAGGUUGGAGGGAACGCCAAUGCGACGGCCUUCUUCCGUCAGCACGGCUGCUCCACCAACGACACCAACGCCAAGUACAACAGCCGUGCCGCCCAGAUGUACAGGGAGAAGAUUCGGCAGCUGGCCAACGCAGCGUUGUCCAAAUAUGGAACUGAGCUUUGGAUCGAUUCUUCCGCAUCUGCUGCCCCUGACAAGAAGGAGGAAGACUUUUUUGCUGAACAUACUCAGGUCAAACUCCUGCAUCUAAAGCUACACGAGCCAGAGGAAGGACCCAGCAUCGAGGGUCUGAGCACGUCGCCUCAAGCGUCUAUUGAAGUGAAGCCAUCCAUCAUUGGGAAGAAGAAGCCCAUGGCUGCUAAGAAAGGGCUCGGUGCUAAGAAAGGCCUCGGUGCGCAGAAGGUGAGCGGGAAGAGCUUCUCUGAGGUGGAGAAACAGGCUCAGGUGGCUGAGAAGAUGAGAGAGGAGCAGGCAGCGGAGGCAAAGAAGCAGGCUGAGGAGUCCAUAGUGGCCUCCAUGCGCCUGGCCUACAAGGAGCUGGAGAUCGAUAGGAAGAUGGAGGACAAGAAGCUGCGGAACCUGGAGGGGAAGAAGAGGGAGCAGGCUGAGCGGCUGGGGAUGGGCUUCGGCAGCAGGAGUGUCAUGUCUCACUCGGUGAUGUCAGAGAUGCAGGUGAUUGAGCAGGAAACUCCUGUUGGAGCCAAGUCUUCCUCCCGCUCCAAGCUGGACGUGUUCGACGAGCCAGGCUUCACUUCUGGACCCCCGAAGUAUAAAGACAACCCGUUCUCAGUUGGGGACAGCUUCGGGUCCCGCUGGGACGCAGACGGAGGAAGCGCCUCUUUUACAUCAUCCUGGGCUCUGGAGAAGGAGGAGCCCAAAGAGGAGGUGACCAUCUCCAGCAUCCAGCCAAUCGGAGAGAGGCUUCCCAGCAGGAGGAAAGCCGAGGCGUCCUCUGCCAUGUCCGAGUCCAGUGAGGCCAGGGAUAAGUUCGCCAACGCCAAGGCCAUCUCCUCAGACAUGUUCUUUGGUCGGGAGAGCAACGCCGAGUACGAGGCGAAGACGAGGCUGGAGGGCAUGUCUGGCAGCACCUCCAUCAGCUCGGCCGACCUGUUUGGAGAUGACAGCGACCCCAGAGGCAGGGCAUCGGGCUUCGACAGCGUCCUGCCUUCCGGCCCGGACAUCGCACAGUUCAAGCAGGGAGUGAAAACAGUGGCAGGAAAGAUGGCCGUCCUCGCUAACGGCGUGAUGAACACCAUCCAGGAUCGCUACGGAUCGUACUGAGCGCCGGCGGCCGAUCAGAGGGAAAACGUAAUGCCUCCCGACUGACCUGUGCAUUUGGACAGAGGCGGGGCGGCGGGGGAGCGUUUGCAUGGAGAAGACGGCGUCCCUGCUGCCCGUCUUCCACUAGGACAGUAUUCCCUUCCCCCAUUAGCAGAAUCUUGAGUUUUAUUUUCAUAAACCAUCAGAAAAUAAGAAAUCUUUUCUAAAACGGCCGUUUCUGUCCAACCUGCUGGUCUUAGAGUUUCAACAUGAUGUCUUUAUUUUUCUUAAUUCAGAAAUCUAUGUGAUUUUGAUUGAGAACAUUUAAAGUAUUUGUUUUAUUGUGCGAUUUAAGAACAAGCUGCUGUGUUUUGCUUCAGUUCAGGAAUCCAUCGUGUUUUAAAGCUGCUGACUUCUAGUGAAGUUUGGCUGUUUUUUCUUCUACAUGAAGCACUGAUUUCAGAGCCAUCCUGAGCUGAUUGCGCAGCAGAUUCUUACCUCUGCUCCCAUAAAAACGGUUCAGCUAGGAGCUCAGACCUGAGUGCCGCCUCCAGCUCCAGGAUCUGACUAUGCAUCCUCACUUACACAGGGUUUCCUGUUCGAACCUCAGGUCUGCUGCAGCUCGCCUCUGAUCUAAAAUUCUGGGAUUGUUUUCAGGAAAUGCAUCUUUGGCUUCAGAAACUACGGGCUUCCUGAAGCUCGUCCUAAAUGUUUGGAGCAGACCUGACGUUCAGCAGAUGUUUAUUAUUUCCUUUAUGUUCUGACCCAACAGUGUCCAAUCACAUGAAAGGAUCAAACUAUUUAUUUGUAGGCUACAAAGAACCAUAUCCAGUAUGUCAAUAAAGAUGGAAAGCCUUCAGUUUCUCUCA